Rotaria socialis is the source of this 921-nucleotide messenger RNA. The record is from the annotation of a GenBank genome assembly. Lineage: Eukaryota; Metazoa; Rotifera; Eurotatoria; Philodinida; Philodinidae.
AUGACAGAUAGUGAUUACGAUGUUGUGAAAUGUCGAUGGGCUAGUAACGCAUCUGCGGUUGCUUCAACAACUAUUGAUGAAUGUAGUGGCGUCUGCCAAGAUUUGUCAGGAGCUAAACUGUACACAUCAUCGAAUACCGAUAAUAAUUGUACAAUCGUAUUCAACACGAGUGUUGUUGGUUAUUAUUGUAUAGCAAUACAAAUAGAAGAUUUCAUGCCAUCGUCGCCGAAUGGUACAGCAUUAAGUUCUAUUCCAUUACAGUUUCUUGUACGUGGUGUGCAAGUUUCCUGUGGCAUACCAACUAUCACAGGAGAGCCAACCAAUGGUGACACCAUCUAUGUACAAUAUAAUAUCACCUAUUCGACUGUUAUUACGGCACAAAGCGGUUGUAGUAGUACUAAAAUUGUACGAUUUCUAACGAUUAUUUUGCCAUCAGGUCUAGCAAGUAUUUCAACUCUAUUUCAAAGUAGUUCAGUACUUUAUUCCACGAUAUUAAAAUGGACGCCUACUAUUGAUCAAAUCAAUACAAAACAGUUGUUUUGCACAUUCGCAAUCGAUAGUAAUAACUCACUAUCAGCUGAGUAUUGCUUAAAUUUUGUGGUUAUUGCUCAAAUAGCAGCGACAGCUAGCAAUAACGACUCAAUCAAUUGGUCUCUCAUACUUGGACUUAGCUUGGGCAUUGGUCUUCCAUUAUGUAUUCUCAUGAAUAUAUUGAGUUAUUUUAAUUUUCCUCGAUGGUUCAAUAAGAAAUUUUCGAGCAAAGCUAAAACACUGUCUCGUUUACAAGAAGAUCAAACGUCGAGCGGACAAAAAAGAAUCGACAACGGCACAAAACUUUAUCGUGAAUUAUAUAUACAACCGGACGAUCGUAUGUCGCAAUCACUAAGUAGAACUAUGAGUACAAGUUCAAUUUCAUGGUGA